AAACAUAGCUAAAUGUUGUUUGGUUAAGAGUUUAAGCUUUUAGAUGCUCUUUCUUGGCUUAAAAUCAUCACUCUCAUUCCCUUUUUUUAUAACUAAAUAAUCACUCCAAUUUGAGCUUAACUUUUCCAUGAUAACUAAACUUUUAGACCACAUUUGUGAUUCUCAUUCCACCUAACACCUAAGCCACUGUGGUCCAUAUUUGUGAAAACAAAAACCCCAUUUCUUAAGAACAAGUAUUACCAACAAUUGUAAAUUUGUUUCAAUUUGAAUUAUAAUACCACAAAGGUUGUUGAAUUCAAUCAUUCUUGUUCUUCCUGACUUCACCACUAAAUAACUGUCACAAGUCACAACUCACUAGUAACAAACAUGUCACAAGCAAGCAUGUCCUCAGAAUCAGAUGGUGGCAACAUAGAACUUGGUGCUAGUUUACUACUUGCUACUACUACUACUACUAGCAGCAGCAAAUACAAUAAGAUAUGGCAUAGAAGCAAGAUACUACUAUACAUAAAAGUCAUUAUCUCCUUGAGGAAGGAUACAACUUCUAGUGACAAUUAUGAAGAAUCUCUUCCACCAUCACCACUACCAAACACUUCAUUACUUCCUAGUUCUCCUGCUAGAACAUCCUCUGCCAAAUCAUUUGUUGGAAUCGAUAUACCUUCUCAUACUCAAGAGGGGUAUAUUGCUGAAAUUGUGAAGAAGAAGGACUUAAUAUCUCUUCUUAAGUUUGGUGGGGUUGAUCGCGUUUGUGAAAUUCUACAUGGUCAAACUCAUCACCCAUUAGAGAUCACUGGGAACCUUGGAACAAGCUUCUCUAGCAUUUUAUGGAAUAGCUGCAAACACAAUCGUUACACAAUUUCAAUGAUGUUGAUUUCGGCCUCAUUGUCCUUUGCCACGGAACUCAAGCAGGAGGGACCGAAAUAUGGUUGGCAUGAUGGUGUUGCUAUGGUUUUUUUUGUUUUACUUCUGCUCGCAUUCUCUUCAAUAACUAACUUUUGGUGCGAACGAAAAAUGGUGAAAUUGGCAAAGAGAAAAGGCCAGGAGGUGAAGUUCAAUGUUAAAAGAGGUGAACAUGAUCUUGUUCUUCCCGUAUACGAUAUUGUUGUGGGUGACAUCGUGUGUUUGAGUCCCCGUGAUGAGGUUCCUGCUGAUGGUUUGCUUGUGAGUGGCGACGUCCUUGUGCUGGAUGAUGGAAUACAAAAUGAAAAAAUUGAUUGUAGGGAGAACCCAUUUCUUAUAGCUGGUUCAAAGGUGAUUGAGGGUCAUGGACAGAUGGUUGUGACAUCAGUUGAAAACAAGCUGAAUGUGGCUGAGAUGAAAGGCUCAAUGAAUUGUAAUUUUGAAAAGAAAGGCCUUUUGUACAGUCUAAUUGAGAAGCCAAUUUCUAACCUUGACAAAGCCUCUCUUUUGAUCUUUACACUCGUUUCAUUUGUAUUGUUCAUUCGCCUAAUUUGUAAAAAAGAUGGAGAUGGUGGCGGAUUGCCGGAUAUUAAAGGGAAUAAUGUUUCAAUUGGCCUGUUGGCGCAACUCCUUGAGAACAUUUUUUUGAGACCACGAGGAAAUAUUUCCAUUUUAGCAGGACUCUUUAGUGUUGUAAUGUUGUGUGUACAACAUGGAGUGCCACUUAUGGUUACUUUAUCUCUCCAUUACCAGAAUGAUAAAGUAUUGGUUAAUCAAGAAGUUGUUCUUAAUGAUUUGUCAGGUUGUACAACAAUGGGGUUGGUAACUGUUAUCUGCAUUGAUGUAUCUGGUGGGAUCAUAUCAAAACCAAUGGAGGUUAGCAAAAUCUGGGUGGGAGAGGGGGAGAGAGAUAUGAGCAAGGUUGAGGAAUCAGAAACAUGUCUUGUACUUGACAAGCUUAAACAAGGACUUGGUUUAUCAGUUCUUGCACCAGGACUAUCUCCUUCUCCUGUGUCCAAUUCACUUGUUUCGUGGGCAGAAAAAACAUGGAAAAUGGACAUUUUAUCUUUCAGAGAAGAUUUUCACAUUCUUAAGCAUAGCAAACUGGAUUCUGACCAAGAGGGUAGUGGAGUUUUGGCAAGAAACGUUAGGGUCGAUGAACAAAUUAUGCACAUGCACUGGAGCGGGGAUGCACCCACGAUAUUGGAAAUGUGUUCACAAUACUAUGAUAGUGAAGGAGCAUGUCAUUCCAUAGGAAAUCAGAAACUUAAAUUUAGGCAGGCGAUUCAAAAGAUGGAGGAUAAUGGCCUUAAGUCAAUUGCAUUUGCUUGUAGAGAAACACAAGUGCAACAACUGGAGCAAGAUGAAUUGACCUUGUUAGCACUGGUAGGUCUCGAAUUCAAGUGUCAAGAAUCAACAAAAUUAGCUUUGCAAAAUCUCAAGAAUAAUGGAAUAGAAAUCAAAUUGGUCUCGGAGGAUGACAUCAUGGUAGUGAAAGACAUGGCUUGUGAACUGAGAAUAGAAGUGCCGGUAAACAGUCACCUUGAAGGAAAAGAGCUUCAAGAUUUGAAUGCCAAAGAAAGAUUAGUUAAAGUGGAACAAGCCAUUGCAAUGGGAAGUUUCAGUCCUAAAGACAAGCAUCUCAUGGUUAGGUGUUUGCAAGACAAAGGUGAUGUGGUUGCAUUCAUUGACCAAGAAAGGUUGAUGACCAAUCAUAAUUCAGAAGUUCUAAAGCUAGCUGAUGUAGGGAUAGUUCAUAACUCUCUAAGAAGAACAAUUGAUGGUAGAGAGAAAUCUGGUAUAACUAUCACAUGUUUCGGUGCACUGGUACCAAUCAUUAAGGCUGGCAGAAGUAAAUAUCACAGCAUUCAAAAGUUCAUUCAACUUCAGAUGACAGUUGGUAUAUCAGGGUUACUCAUAACCUUGAUUACAAUAAUAUUCACAGGAAACUCUCCCUUAACAGCAAUCCAAUUGAUUUGGGUGAACAUGCUAAUGUGUAUUCUGGGCGGUCUAAUGAUGGUGAUGGAAUUAAGUAGUGAGGAUGAACAAAAACAACCAUCUGGUAGGAAUCAACCAAUUAUAACCAAGAAAAUAUGGAAAAACAUAGUUUUUCAGGUUUUCUAUCAAGCUUCUGCAUGUAUGAUACUUGAGUUCGGGGGACACGUAACUGACAGUGAAAAGCAAGUAAGGAAAAUCAUGAUCUUCAAUACAUUCUUUCUAUGCCAGCUCUUCAAUCUGCUCAAUAUCAUGGGUUUCUUGAAAGCAGAUAUUUUCAAGAUUGAUGUUCAGAAGUCCUGUUUCUUAGUGGCUUUAGGUGGUUGUGUUGUUAUGCAGGUUGUGGUAAUUGAGUAUGCAAAAGGCUUAGCAGAUUGCAUGCGGCUGAAUGCCGCUCGAUGGGCUAUCUGUGUACUGGUCAGUGCUGUUCCAUGGGUACUUGAAUGGACCUUGAAGAAGAUUUUUUCGGUUUUUUUCAGCACCAAUUAUAGUUCACCCUUGGACUCUCCAGAGUCAACCCCACAACCUUUGUUCUAUCUUUAUUGGGGGCUUCCAUUUAUGAUGCUUCUUUUGUUCCCUUUUUUUUGAACAAGCCAAAAUGCUUCUUUUGUUCCCUAUAGGACUAGCAGGUAUGACAUUUCAUUGAUAGUUAGUUGCAGGUCAUCUUUAUGUAAAAUAGUGUAGGAUGAGUUCACACUGCUACCAAUGUUGCUAGACAAACGAAAUAUAUCCAUUCAACUCUAAAAUAUAUUAAACAAACUAUAUAUAUCCUGUCAUCAUAAUAGCAAAUUUUCUUUCUAUAAUUCAUAACUUGACUAAAAAGUUAUCAUUGUUAUAUCUUUUCAAUAAAUCAUCCUAACUCUAGUUUUAAAAAGGAAUGCCAAAAUGGUUAAUAGACUUCCUUUAUCCUAGAGACUACAUACAUAAAAAUAAGAAAAAGUUUUCUUUUACCAUCUAUAAUUCUUAAAAAUUGUUUUCAUCUAGCUUUAUCCAUCUGGACAGAAAAACACAGUUUUCUUCUAAAUUUGUCUAUUUAGACUCAGAAUAAACUGUGUAUUUUCUAAUCCGAAUUGAUAAAUCUAGAGAAAUGUAUAGCUAUCUAGCUUUUUUUCCUACAUUAUGUCACUAUUUUCUAUGCAUGUAAUUGCUUUGAGUAAAUGCUCCUCGUUAAUAGGCUUGGUUAUGUGAAAGUCCAUUCCAGUUUCUGUGGUCAAUUUAUCAAUUUCAGCAGAUAAUGCAAUGAUAGGAAUGUGAAGGCCACAUCUUUUCCCCAUCUCUCUUAUCUUCCUUGUUGCCUCAAACCCAUCCAUCUCUGGCAUCUGUUCAAUUCAUCAUAUGAAUAAUGAGAAAAAAAAGAGAGAAGAAAAACAUGUAUGUAUAAGUGAGAAUAAUAUCUUAUUAUUAUGAUGACCAAGCAAAUAUUAACCAUUAAAGUUUAAUGUAUCUUGAAAACAAAAUUAUUUAGGUCAUAUAAUAGUUAUUUAAAAGGAGACUAGGAGAAGAACAUUCAAGUCAUAAUCUAAUUAAAUAGAGCACAAAAUGAAAUGAAAUUCAAUCAAAUAAAAAAUAGGCAUACAAAGUAGCAAGUGUCAAGUAAAAAUAAGAAGAAA
This is a messenger RNA of Trifolium pratense (red clover), 4502 nucleotides long. RefSeq names its product putative calcium-transporting ATPase 13, plasma membrane-type. The record is from RefSeq and is a predicted model, not a curated record. Gene Ontology annotation, molecular function: nucleotide binding; P-type calcium transporter activity. The transcript is spliced from 2 exons. NCBI's taxonomy places the organism in Eukaryota, Viridiplantae, Streptophyta, Magnoliopsida, Fabales, Fabaceae. Gene Ontology annotation, cellular component: intracellular membrane-bounded organelle. Bases 367 to 3480 code for a protein of 1037 amino acids.